Didymosphaeria variabile is the source of this 336-nucleotide messenger RNA. RefSeq names its product 60S acidic ribosomal protein P2 (gene RPP2B). Gene Ontology annotation, molecular function: structural constituent of ribosome. NCBI's taxonomy places the organism in Eukaryota, Fungi, Ascomycota, Dothideomycetes, Pleosporales, Didymosphaeriaceae. The coding region runs from base 1 to 336 and encodes 111 amino acids. Gene Ontology annotation, cellular component: cytosolic large ribosomal subunit; ribosome. Gene Ontology annotation, biological process: cytoplasmic translational elongation; translation. The record is from RefSeq and is a predicted model, not a curated record. The transcript has 2 exons.
AUGAAGCACCUCGCAGCUUACCUCCUCCUCGGCCUCGGUGGAAACACCUCGCCCUCCGCCUCCGACGUCAAGGAGGUCCUCGAGUCUGUCGGUAUUGAGGCCGACAGCGAGCGCCUCGACAAGCUCCUUUCCGAGCUCGAGGGCAAGGACAUCAACGAGCUCAUCGCCUCUGGCUCUGAGAAGCUCGCCUCCGUCCCGUCUGGCGGUGCUGGUGGCGCCCCCGCUGCCGGUGGUGCCGCUGCCGGUGGCGCUGCUGCCGCUGAGGAGGCUGCUGCCCCCGCUGAGGAGGAGAAGGAGGAGUCCGACGAGGACAUGGGCUUCGGUCUCUUCGACUAA